CAAAGGCGAAGUGAGGUGCCGAUGGUUCAUUCAUUGAGUUUGGUUGCUGUUGAUGAAGUGGAGUUGUAGGUUCUGCAGUUUUGCCUCAUACAAUGAAAAAACAAUUGUGAGUCAUUACAAAGACAAUCAUGGACGUGGAAGACGGGGUUUCAGCUGUAUAUACCCAAACUGUCUAACAUAUCUCUAAUCCCAUGUGGAAUUUACGCAGCAUAUAAAGGAGCACAAGAAAGACAUUUGCAAAGGGGAAAUGUGUUAAGAAGUCAAAGAAUGGUGAGGUCAACUACUGUCCAGAUCCACCAGAAGGACAGAGUUCUGAAAACAUGGAGGCAAAGCGAAAGAUGUUGGAGGUGGAAAUGCUUAAAGACCCUGAUCACCAGCUGGUGGAACACCUGAUGACAGCUACGUUCCCAGCGCCGAAAAGAGAUUAUUGGAGAUCAGCCACUCGUCGCAGAGGUCCUUUCCAGAUGGCCAGCUCUGUUCCUUGAGAGACAGAUAAGGGCAGAAUUCAAGAGAGUCGUCACCACAGACCUUCUCGAGUGUUUUCUUGACGGACUUGAUGGCUUGGUCCCAAGACUGCUGGAGGUCUACAAAGCUGCAACCAUGUCUGGAAAGAAGCAGGCACUCAAAGACAUUUUGAACUGUCUUGAGAAAGAUGACACAAAUGAAAUGAGGACUGCUGCUUUGCUUGGCCUGCCACAUUACAUAGCCGAAGAUCCAUCAGACGUCAUCAGGAUGUGUGACCCCACUGACGCCCAAAGUGAUGCCCGCUCCUUCCUGACCGAGGAGAUGAUUGCAGAGUUCAAGGCCGCCUUCGACAUGUUCGACACCGACGGUGGCGGUGACAUCAGCACCAAGGAGUUGGGCCAGGUGAUGAGGAUGCUGGGCCAGAACCCGUCGAGGGAGGAGUUGGAUGCCAUCAUUGAGGAGGUGGAUGAGGACGGCAGCGGUACCAUCGACUUCGAGGAGUUCUUGGUCAUGAUGGUGCAACAGCUCAAGGAGGACCAGGCUGGAAAGAGUGAAGAAGAGCUUUCAGAAUGCUUCCGUAUUUUUGACAAGAACGGAGAUGGUUUCGUCGACCGGGAGGAGUUUGGAGAAAUCCUCCAUCUCACUGGAGAGCCAGUGGUAGAAGAGGAUAUUGACGAGAUGUUCGGUGAAGGUGACACAAACAAAGACGGAAAGAUUGAUUUUGAUGAGUUUCUGAAGAUGAUGGAGAACGUCCAGUAGCGAGGGCCAGCUCUACAUUCCUUGGUCACCCUUUCUCAGAGAGAAUACAAAGCACGCUGUCUGAUCAGGAAUCUGCUCAGAGCAUGAUGUUGUUCCUGAGACGUCCCCCCCCAAUCCCCUUCCCACUUGAAACCCAGGAGCUCGGUGACGAAUCCUAUAAAUAUCCGUCCGUUCAAACCUUUUAAGACGAAGGCUAGCCUCCGUUGAGCCAGCUGUCCCCUUUUGCAGCUGCCGCUUCUCCAGAAAUGCUACACCACUUAGCUUAGACACCCCCCCCCCCACCCCACCCUCCUCCUCCUUCAAACUAAAUACCUGCUCCAGCCUGUUCUGUGCUUUCUAAAUAAAUCCACAUUUCUCCUUGUUCAUCUCUGCAAGUUAUUCUGCCGUGCAUGUUUUCAUGCUUGUGUUAAUCUUGUCUGUCUGGCCUUAGGACUCUCUGACACACAACCACACAGAAAGGUGAUCAUACACACCAACACACAAGUACAUGCAAUUUCUACACCACCAACAAUCUACCUUUCCACACACAUUCUUGGUCUUAUCUCUCUAUUCCAGUCCUGAACUUCAAACUAGCCUCCACGCUGCUCUCUGAGCUGCCUAUAUUUGCAUAAACAGUGCUGUGUACCAUCUCCCUGUCAUAUCUGAGGACAUUUUCAAUUAUGUAGUUUAAAUUGAUCCCUCCCAACUAGUUUUCUGUCAUAACUAUCUGCCAUCAAUCUUCUCGUAGUGGUCUCCCAGCACAGAAAUCAAUGCCGCCAGUGGCUCAUCCCCCAGCGCGAGAGGUGAGGCCGAGCAGCCGGCCAGCAUUGGAGGCUCGAGACGGUCGCGGAACCAAUUCUUCAUUUGGAACAUGCAGGUCUCCCUCCGGGUAUAUAGCCUGCAGGGCCCCACCACUUCUCAAAAAGCCAGCAUCCCUCCCCUUCCUUCAUGGCUGCUCCCCUCCUCAGCAUCCUAUCCAUCUCUGCCGUGUCUCGCCUCGGGCCCCUCCCUCCAGGAAGCGCCCACCGUAUAAGGAGAAUCGGGUUGAGUUCAUCUGGCAGUGUGGCACCGGGAUGAGCGGGUGUCUCUCAGCCUAAAAAUCAUCCUGCUAUUCACGGCGAAAGGGGGUGGAGGCAGAGAGAGAGAGAGAGAUGGGGUCCCGGUUUUGGGUUUCACACCCAGAUUGAAACUCCAUCAUCACAAAACCCAUAGCAUACUUUAAAAUCUUAGGCUCCCCCACCACUCUUACAUUUACAAGGCCUAAGAUCUUUAGGAGUAUUAUUUAUUUUUAAAUGCUGUUUUAGGAGAUAGAGACGCCAUAUAGGGAGGAACCUAGUGAAUUCAUUGGAUUUGUGUGAAUGUAUUCUGCUUUUCUGUGUGGCUUCUGUCACAAAAUGUCACUCUUCUUCACAUCCCACCUCCUGAUCACCUCAAUCUUAACAAAACCAGAAGACAGGCAGUGAAAUAUUCUCUUCGCAUUCUCCCCCAAAAGCUGCAUUCUUUCCUGUAGAUUCUUGCACCUUGACCUGGAUCACACAUACAACUCAGAAUUUACCUCUUUUACUUUCUCAAGCCCGCAACUCAAAGAAACGAGGUGCUUUUCCUCUCCAAAGUGUGAUUGGCUUGCCGUAG
Messenger RNA from Anarrhichthys ocellatus (wolf-eel), 2835 nucleotides. Its product is annotated as troponin C, skeletal muscle-like. NCBI's taxonomy places the organism in Eukaryota, Metazoa, Chordata, Actinopteri, Perciformes, Anarhichadidae. Gene Ontology annotation, cellular component: myosin II complex. The transcript has 10 exons. Gene Ontology annotation, molecular function: calcium ion binding. The record is from RefSeq and is a predicted model, not a curated record. Bases 601 to 1224 code for a protein of 207 amino acids.